Molecule: messenger RNA, 1785 nt
Organism: Ylistrum balloti
Lineage: Eukaryota; Metazoa; Mollusca; Bivalvia; Pectinida; Pectinidae
Exons: 1
Coding region: 1-1785 (594 amino acids)
Source: RefSeq, a predicted model, not a curated record
AUGGAUUUCAACAUACAAAAUGUUUCCGAACAAGUCUGCGUCCAACCUGACCUUCGACCUUUUCAUCCUUCUGUUGUAGGUUUCUUCUAUCAAGUGCCAGACUUGGUAUGUGACAGCAGACAAAAUUGGAUAGCUGUGGAAAAUGGAACAUUUUGGAUAACACGUGAGGCUCGCAAACUACAUGGGGACAUCAAAUGUCAGUUUGCUGCAGUGAUGCGCAAACCUGGAAACGAUAACAUAACGGUGACUGGCAGGAGAGAGCCAAUGACCAAAGAAGUCAUGCAGGCUCCUUCCGAUUUCUUUAAAAUAUCCUGUUUAUCUCCUAACAAAACCAGAUAUGUGAACAUCCAUGCAACAAUUACACGUAAUUCAACAGCUCCUAAGAGAAAUGUAAAGGACACAAAGUCAAUGGAACUAAAUGUUUUGAUGUUGGGAUUUGAUAGUGUCUCUAGAAUGACUUGGUUAAGAAAACUGCCCAAAAGUCGAAAUUAUUUUCGAAAUAUUCUUGGUGGUGUCGAGUUGGAAGGUUACAACAUAGUCGGAGACGGCACUCCCCAGGCCUUACUGCCGUUACUGACAGGUAAAACAGAAUCGGAACUUCCCGAAUCUCGCCGAGGACAUCCGAACGCUUCAAUGGUAGAUGGACAUCCAUGGAUAUGGAAAGAUUUUGAAACUGCUGGAUACGUUACCCAUUGGGCAGAAGACAUGGCACACAUAGGCACAUUCAAUCUCCGUAUGAUGGGCUUUAAACAUCAGCCUGUACACCAUUACAUGCGCCCAUUUUAUUUGGUAGCUGAGAAAUUGUACCCCCAUAACAAGCCGUACUGUCUCGGAUCUCUGCCGAGGCAUAAAAUCAUGCUUGAUUGGGUAAGAGACAGUUUUAUGCAAUAUGAACACAAACUCAAGUUUAUAUUCGGGUUCCAUUCCGAAUACAGUCAUGCAAGUCCGAACAACUUACAAUGGGCAGAUGUCGACUUACUAGCUUUGCUGAAGUUUCUGAAUGACAAGGCGUAUUUAAAUAAUACAAUUUUAAUCCUUAUGAGUGACCAUGGCUCCAGAUUCGCGGAUAUACGCGAGACAUUUCAAGGUAAAUUAGAAGAGCGACUUCCUUAUUUUGCUUUGCGAUUUCCGCCGUGGUUUAAAGCGAAAUAUCCGGAUAUUCAUGAAAAUUUUCUGUCAAAUUCGAAAAAGUUAACUACUCCUUUCGAUAUACAUGAAACGUUUCAUGAUAUUCUUGAUCUCAAGAGAACUGAACAAAACAAUUUAGGUCAAACAUCAAGAGGGAUUAGUUUAUUUAGACCAAUGCCACUAGAUAGAACCUGUUCAGUAGCUGGUAUUGAGCCACAUUGGUGUGCAUGUCUUAAAUGGACAGAAGUAUCUGUUGACUUUCCAAAAAUCAUAAUUGCUGUUUCAAAAGUGAUAGAGUUCAUAAAUAAGCACACAAGUAAUUUCAGACCUAAUUGUAGCGAACUUUACCUUUACAAGAUUAAAAAUGCCUUUAAGUUUGGCAUAGACAACGAUGUACUCAAGUACAAAGGGAGUGUAGACAAAGACGGUCGUUUUCCCCAAUUUGGUGAUUUCAAACAAGAUGUUAAUGAAAUAUACCAGGUGACAUUUGUCACCAUUCCUGGAAAUGGAACAUUUGAAGCUAGUGUAAAUCACACAUCGAGUGGUGAAUUCGUGGUGAAUGGACGGCAGAUAAGCCGUAUCAAUAAAUAUGGACACAAUGCGGAUUGUAUUGUGGAAUCGGCGCCGCAUCUUCGGCCUUAUUGCUACUGUCAUUAA